Molecule: messenger RNA, 1755 nt
Organism: Dimorphilus gyrociliatus
Lineage: Eukaryota; Metazoa; Annelida; Polychaeta; Dinophilidae
Source: the annotation of a GenBank genome assembly
CAAAGUCACGUGAUUAUUAUUGACCAAUCAACGGCGUUGUUUGGCUGCCAAGAAAACCCAGUAAGGCGAAAGACAGUCGAAAGCAAAAUGCCGACCAAACAGAAGAAGGAGAAGAAAAAGAAGAGCACAGAUCAUCCACCCGUAACACCGCUCACUAAAAUAACUCCGAUGGCAAAUGUUCCCGAUAAGAAAAACAAACGACAGAAUAGUUCGAGAUUUAAUAUCACUAAGAACAGAGAGCUUAUAAAGUUGGAAGCACUCAAAGACGCUUCACCCGCCGAGAGGGAAGAUCUCUUUAUUGCCAAAUUGCGUCAGUGUAUGGUAUUGUUCGACUUCGUUCAAGACCCACUAUCUGAUUUAAAAUGGAAGGAAGUAAAAAGGGCAGCCCUUAAUGAAAUGGUUGAAUAUGUCACCCAUAGUCGAAGUGUUGUUACGGAAGCUGUCUAUCCUGAGGCAGUUAAAAUGUUUUCCAUCAAUCUUUUCCGAACGCUACCGCCUUCUUCAAAUCCUUCUGGAGCCGAGUAUGAUCCGGAAGAGGAUGAACCAACGCUUGAAGCAUCCUGGCCUCAUCUUCAGCUCGUCUACGAAUUUUUUCUACGAUUUUUAGAAACUCCAGAUUUUCAGGCGAAUAAUGCAAAACGCUUUAUUGAUCAACCGUUUGUUUUGCAAUUAUUAGAAUUGUUCGAUAGCGAAGACCCAAGGGAGAGAGACUUCCUUAAAACCAUUCUACAUAGAAUAUAUGGGAAAUUUCUGGGUUUACGAGCUUAUAUUAGGAAACAAAUUAACAAUAUUUUCUACAGGUUUAUAUAUGAAACAGAGCGUCAUAACGGUGUCGCAGAACUUUUAGAAAUUUUAGGGAGCAUUAUUAACGGAUUUGCGCUACCUCUCAAAGAGGAACAUAAAUUGUUUUUGCUGCGAGUCCUACUUCCGUUACACAAAGUCAAGUCGCUUAGUGUAUAUCAUCCUCAAUUAGCAUACUGCGUCGUACAAUUUCUAGAAAAGGAUCCUAAUUUAACCGAACCGGUUAUAAAAGGAUUGCUGAAAUAUUGGCCCAAAGUGCAUAGUCCAAAAGAAGUGAUGUUUCUGAACGAACUUGAAGAAAUUUUGGAUGUUAUAGAACCUGCAGAAUUUGCUAAGGUUAAAGACCAUUUAUUCAAGCAGCUAUCAAAGUGCGUUAGCAGUCCUCACUUUCAGGUGGCGGAGAGAGCCUUAUAUUAUUGGAACAACGAAUACAUUUUGAGCCUAAUUUCGGAUAGCGUGGACACUAUUUUACCCAUUAUGUUUCCGGCAUUGUACAAAACGAAGCAGCAUUGGAACAAGACUAUUCAUGGACUGAUUUAUAAUGCGUUAAAAUUGUUCAUGGAGAUGAAUCAAAAAUUAUUUGACGAGUGUACCCAAAGAUACAAAUCGGAAAGGCAGCACGAAAAGGAAAAAUUUAAAGAACGUAACGAGAUCUGGCAGAAGCUCAACGGUAAAGCCAAGGCUAAUCCCAGCUACAAGAAAUUUGCUGCAACCCUCAGUGAACCAGACUUGACUCGCUACGAAAUAGGUGAUGGUGUUGAAGAUAUUGAUGAGACAGUAAACAUCGAUCAAAUAGCAAGCGAAGCCAAACAGACAAAACCAAAUGCUAACAAAAAUGACAAAAAACCUUUGCUUAGAAGGAAAUCUGAGUUGCCACAUGAAUCGUCGACGUUUAGGGCCCUAGAAGGACAUAAAAGAGCGGACGAUCAUUUAUCCAGAACGACAGAAAAUUAA